Molecule: messenger RNA, 985 nt
Organism: Pieris napi
Lineage: Eukaryota; Metazoa; Arthropoda; Insecta; Lepidoptera; Pieridae
Gene: epsilonCOP
Product: coatomer subunit epsilon
Exons: 7
Coding region: 29-934 (301 amino acids)
Biological process (GO): endoplasmic reticulum to Golgi vesicle-mediated transport; intra-Golgi vesicle-mediated transport; retrograde vesicle-mediated transport, Golgi to endoplasmic reticulum
Cellular component (GO): COPI vesicle coat
Molecular function (GO): protein binding; structural molecule activity
Source: RefSeq, a predicted model, not a curated record
CUGUGUUUAUUAUUUGUCAAGAAUCAAGAUGGCACGUCAGCAAGAUGUUGAUAAACUUUUCCAUGUUAAAAAUGCUUUUUAUGUUGGAAAUUACCAACAAGCCAUUAACGAUGCUCAGCAUGUAGUCGGCUCAUCGCCGCUGGUUACACUCGAGCGCGAUGCAUUUCUAUAUCGCUCAUAUAUUGCGCAAGGCAACUACAGAAUUGUAUUACAAGAACUGAAAACAGCCGACCCAUUGCUCCAGCCACUCAAGACACUAGUAGAUUAUCUUUCUCCGGGAGCCAAUAAACCAGCUGUUGUGUCAGACAUUGAUGCCAGAGUUGCAAAAGGCACAGAACUGUCCAAUGACAUAUUCAUAAUUGUAGCAGCAACUAUUUAUUACCAUGAAGAUAACUAUGAAGCCGCACUUAAAAUUCUUCAUGGCGCUGAAUCACUUGAACUUCGUGCCUUUACUCUACAGUGCUUACUUGCAAUGAACCGGCCAGACUUGGCCAGCAAACAACUUAAACUCUUGCAGGAUAUUGAAGAUGAUGCUACAUUAACACAGCUUGCACAAGCUUGGCUUAAUUUAUCACAGGGUGGUCCCGGAGUGCAAGAUGCUCACUACAGCAUAAUGGAGCUUGCGGAGAGACUUGGCGCUCUUGGUGCAGGUCCAGCUGCCGUCGGUGCUGCUGCUGCUGCCUCUAGAGGCAUGUGGGAGGAGGCUGAACAAAUGUUAACAGAAGCUCAAACUCGUACACCACAACAACCUGAGCUACUACUUGGUCUUACUGUCACUGCUGCCCAUAGCUCCAAACCGCCCGAGGUGUCUGCUCGGUACUUGGCGCAGCUGAUAGAUUCCUACCCUGAGCACCCGUUCACACGAGAAUAUACCGCAAAACAAAAUGAACUGAAACGGCUAGCCGCUCAGUACCAACCAACAGUCGCCAGUUAAAUUAAGAAAUGUAAUUGUAUUCAUUAUAGUAAUAAAGUUUAUUGUAUUCCA